AAAAUGGCCACCAAGGAGAGGAAUCAGAGGAUGGAACCAUUUGUAAGUUCUGACAGUGGAAAUAAAAGCAUAGAUGGUAAAAAUUAUAUGGACAAACGCUUUUAUGAUCAGCCAGUUUUGGAGGCGCUCUGUUUUCCUGAAAAUAAUUCCAAGGCAAACAUCUCAAUUCCUUUGUUGUGUUUAUUGUGUGAUAAAAUGUUCGAAGAUGGUGGAGUAAAGAAAAGUGAUGCCUUACUUCAUCAUUUGCUUGUUGAACAUCAAUUUGUUAUUGCUGAUGUAGAUCUCAUUGCUGAUUUUAAAAGCUACAUUAAUUAUUGGAAAAGAAGGUUUCAAGAAUCACCUCUAACAGACAUUUGCUCAGUGAUCAACAUCAAUUCAAGGGCUGAAGAUGUUGGGCCAAAAUUACAAUAUAACUUACUGUGUGAUGGACUACCAGAAGAUAAGGAACUGCGGGAACAGUUACAGAUUAAAAAAUUGCAAGGAAUCCUACAUCAUCAACAACAAGAAAGAACUGACAGUCACUUCUCGCGAAUUUGUCUUUUCUGUAAUGUAAACUUUGAAGGAAACAGAUCUCAGUUGUUUCAACAUAUGGUUGAUAAUCAUGCUUUUAACGUUGGCCUACCGGACAAUCUUGUUUAUGUCAAUGAAUUCUUGGAUAAACUGGAAGAAAAGUUGAAUAAUCUACAGUGUUUAUUUUGUGAGAAAACAUUCAAAGACAGACCAACAUUGAGAGAUCACAUGAGAAAGAAACAACACAGGAAAAUAAAUCCAAAGAACAAGGAAUUUGAUAAAUACUAUUUGAUCAAUUACCUGGAGGUUGGGAAAAACUGGCAUGACAUCUUGGACGAAGACGACACAGAGAUUAAUCAAAAAUCCAAAGACGAAAACUGGGAUGAUUGGCAGGAGGAAGAUAUUCCUAUUCAUUGUCUGUUUUGUAAAGUCACUUCGCCGACAAUCCAGGAAAUACUUAAUCACAUGAAGAAAUGUCAUGGGUUUGAUUUGUUGAAGACCAAGAAGAAUCAAGGUUUAAAUUUUUAUGAAGAAGUCAAAAUUGUUAACUAUGUUCGUCGACAGGUUUAUAACAGCAAAUGUAUAUUUUGUAAAGAAAGGUUCACUUCGAAUGAAGUCUUACUAGAUCAUUUAAACAAAAUGUGUCAUUUUGAGCUUCCUGAUCGAAGCAUGAGUUGGGAUCAACCAGAAUAUUUCUUUCCAACUUUUGAAAAUGAUGGGCUACUUUGUGGAUUACCCGAUGAUGAUGAUGAUGAUUAUUGUGAAGAUACCGUGUGUGACAAUUUAUCGAAUGGCAAAAACAGAGGUAACUCUGAAUCAGGUAACGAGGACACUGUCAUUGGAAACGAUGUUGAUGGAAGAUAUGUUGAUGAUGAAAAUUGUCUUGAGAAAAGUGACACUGGAAGUAAUGUUGAUGGUGAGAAUAACAGGGAAAAUAAUGAGCAUGGAGGUAAUGUCGCUAGUGAAAGUUGUAAUCAGAGGGAUGACAAUAGAAGUAAUGUUGACAGUGAAAAUGACGGUGAAAAUAAUGAGAAUGCAAAUGAUGUGAAUGGUUGUAAUACCACUGGUGACAAUGACGACGAAAACAAAGAUAAUAGCAGCCGUGCUAAUGUUGACAGUGUCGACGGAAACAUUAUCAGAAACAAUGACAAUGAAAACAUGGAUGGAACUGAUGUUUGUGAGAUAAACCAUCAUCAUAGUGAUAGUAAAGAUACUAAAGCCAACGAUGAUAACAGUAUUGGUGGUAACGACAACAGUUGUGGUGACAUCGAGAGUUACGGUAUAAGUGACAAGACUCCUGAAAAUAACGACAUGGGCAAGAACAACUCGUCCAAUGAAAACAAAGAUUCUGUAAGGGAUAUCAUUGGUAACAGCAGACUAGAUGAUUUACAAUGAUGUUACCUUUGCCCAGAAUAAUUUUUUUCGUAAGCUUGUAUGGCAAUUAGUUGAAGAAUAAAGAUCAGUUCGGGGAUAUAAACAAGUGAUUAAGUAAUUCAAUAUGAAAGUGAUAAUUUAGAUGAAGAACGUAACAU
Molecule: messenger RNA, 2042 nt
Organism: Dendronephthya gigantea
Lineage: Eukaryota; Metazoa; Cnidaria; Anthozoa; Malacalcyonacea; Nephtheidae
Product: zinc finger protein 277-like
Exons: 14
Coding region: 4-1905 (633 amino acids)
Source: RefSeq, a predicted model, not a curated record